CAGAAGCAAAGCGUGAAUCAUAUUACGUAUACGACGCGUAUUAGUGACAAUAAAAAGACCAAAAUAACAAACCCCAAAACAUAAGUGAGAACAAGAAAAUGGAUUUGAGCCGAGAAACAUUGAGUGUCAGUGCGCUGCUUGUCAGCCUGUUUAUCAUGUGGCAGCUGGACUGCUGCGCCGGCUAUGCCAUUGGCCAGGCCAAGUUUGGCAACAUUGAGAAGUUUCCCUACCAAGUGAUGCUCAUUGGCAAGCAGCUGUGGCGCAAGCGCAUCCUCUGUGGCGGCACGUUGCUGGACAAUCGCUGGGUGCUCACAGCUGGCCACUGCACCAUGGGCGUCACCCACUUCGAUGUGUACCUGGGCACCCGCAGCGUUGAGGCCACCGAGCAGCUGAAUGGCCUCGUGCUGCGCACGAAUAAGUUUAUCGUUCACGAGCGCUUCAAUCCGGAGACGGCGUCCAAUGACAUUGCCCUGGUCAAGCUGCCGCAGGAUGUGGCCUUCACGUCGCGCAUACGACCCGCCGCUCUGCCCAGCAGACAGCGCGCGGAGCAGUUCACGGGCCAGAGCGUGGUGGCCAGCGGCUGGGGCGCCAUGUCCGAGAUGACCAACUCGGAUGCCAUGCAGUACACCGAGCUGAAAGUGAUCUCCAAUGCCGAGUGCGCCGAGGAGUACGAUGUCGUCACAUCGGGUGUGCUCUGCGCGAAGGGCCUGAAGGAUGAGACAGUCUGCACCGGCGACUCGGGUGGGCCACUAGUCCUGAAGGGCACCCACACGCUGGUGGGCAUCACGAGCUUUGGCCCAGCUGAUGGCGAGGCUGGCGGCGGCUGCGAGCGCACCAGCGUGCCCGGCGGCUUUACGCGUGUCACCCACUACCUGAACUGGAUCGAGAGUAAAAUUGGCAGCCACAGACAUCUGCAGCAGCCGCAGACGCAG
Molecule: messenger RNA, 932 nt
Organism: Drosophila hydei
Lineage: Eukaryota; Metazoa; Arthropoda; Insecta; Diptera; Drosophilidae
Product: brachyurin
Exons: 1
Biological process (GO): proteolysis
Molecular function (GO): serine-type endopeptidase activity
Source: RefSeq, a predicted model, not a curated record